GAUCAUCCACGCCAGAUGACCACCUCAUCGUCCCAGGGACAAACCCCGAAGGAAAAGCCGACAGAAACGGCCAAGCAGCUCAAACUCUGCGAGACCUCCACUUCUUAUGGCAAUCGGAAGAUGCAGGCUCUUCCUAAAGUACUGUGAAGGCGGAGCUCUGGAUUCGAUCAUGGUGGAUCUCGAAAGACCGCUCACCGAACACCUGAUCCGUUAUGUUUGUCGGGAGAUGCUGAAAGCAUUAUCGUAUCUGCACUCGCAUCGAGUAAUCCACAGGGACGUGAAGGCGGGAAACGUUCUGUUGACGCUGGAAGGCGAAGUGAAGAUGGCCGAUUUCGGCGUCUCGGCAAAGAAUAAAUAUACGCUCCAGAAAAGAGAAUUCCUUCAUUGGAAC
This is a messenger RNA of Galendromus occidentalis (western predatory mite), 391 nucleotides long. RefSeq names its product serine/threonine-protein kinase 10. The annotation marks the transcript as partial. Gene Ontology annotation, molecular function: protein kinase activity; ATP binding. Gene Ontology annotation, biological process: protein phosphorylation. The record is from RefSeq and is a predicted model, not a curated record. The transcript has 3 exons. NCBI's taxonomy places the organism in Eukaryota, Metazoa, Arthropoda, Arachnida, Mesostigmata, Phytoseiidae.